CAUCCGGCGUUCUCUGCCCUGAGGCUUGGGCUUCCUAAUAACUUGCAACCAAGAUCCCCAUAGAAAUUCCGUACUAACGAAAAAAAACGUCCUUAAUGUUCACACGGCGCGCACUUGCAAUAACCGUGAUAUUAUUAGGCGUGUUCCUCUUCUGUACAUUCACUGUACUCACAGCCCUGGCCAGCUACUAUGCUGUACCGUCAGAUGCACUCCUACACCCGUAUCCCGUCGAUAUGCCAGCUUUUCCACAGAAUCCUCACCAGCAACCGAGUGAUAUCACAAAUGCAACUUGGGGUGAAUACGAUGGUUUUGCUUAUCACGUAGAGCCACGUAGAGACAAGAACGAGACUAUUCCGAGGAUUUUACACUGGACUUGGAAGGACAACAACCUCCCAGAAAUGUGGAGAGUUGUUAGGGACGGCUGCAUGGACAUGCACAGCGAUUACGAGCAUAUCUUGUGGACAGACGCGAUGUCUCUCGAAUUUCUAGAAAAGGAAUACCCUUGGUUUGUCCCCACUUUCAAGAGUUAUCCAUACAACAUACAGCGCGCAGAUAGCAUACGCUACUUUAUUCUCUAUCAUUACGGAGGUACUUAUAUAGAUCUCGAUAUUGGUUGCAGAAGACGCAUCGAUCCUCUCCUCCAAUAUCCAGUCGUCCUCGCCAAGACAAUCCCAGUAGGCGUUUCAAAUGACUUGAUGUUCUCUGAGCGCAAGAGUUCAUUUAUGGAAAGUGUGAUACACAACUUGCAGACGUUCAACCACAAAUACUUCACACACUACCCAACUGUUAUGUUCUCUACGGGACCUAUGUUUAUUUCAACAAUCUACGGUUUUUGGAUGGGAAAUCACCCUGAUGUCAUACACGAUAGGGACGCUGUCCGUGUCAUUCCAAAGAGUCUUUACGGCAAGAACGCCAAGGAUGGAACCGUGCCAGAUAGCUUCUUUGAUCAUUAUUACGGCUCUAGUUGGCACGCAGAUGAUGCUGGAUUUAUUACUUUCCUUGGUAGAUGGGGCAGAGGUUUGCUCCUCAUUGGUGGAUUCGUACUCUUCAUUGGUAUCCUCAGAUUAGUCUUUUUCAGAAGACGUGGUACCAGCGGAUUGCGCCAAAACCAUCAAUUCCCACCUCCUGCGUAUUUCUUCCCUGAUUCGCACUUCUUCGAUUGGCGUGGUCAACAGAUACCACUUCUGCCUUUCACAGCCAAUCAAGCUGGACAGGGCCGACCAUCGAGUCCGUCGAGGAGUACACCGCCUAGCAACCUCGCCAAUUCUAUCCCAGCGAUUUUAUACUACCCCUUCAACCCAUCAACGUGGGCAUCACCGACGUUACCUCAGACGCCUUUAUCUAAUCAAAAUAGUAUAAACAAGGCGCCUUCUGGUAUCAGUAGUUGGCUUUCUUACAUUCUACCAAAGAGUUGGUUAACAAAUGAUGAUGAUUAUGAUGUUGUCGAGCAAGACGAAAGCGAAAGUGAAGAAGUACAAAGUUCACCCGCUACACCGUACUCGCAUCAUAGGAGUACAACAUGGGCCAGGAUGGAAUUCCAAAGAGCUCGUGAAAGGGAACUUCAGAGAAUAAAAGAGUCGCAUAGUACACACAAUCAUGCGCAAUCAAUAGAUAACUAUCAACCAAACAACCAAAGCAGAAAUAAUUCGCAUCAAGAAGAAAUCGAAGCAUUGUUAGCAUCACUCGAACCUCAACUAUCCCAACAGCACAGCACUACAAACAAUUCAGACAAAUAAGAUUUUCCACUUUCUCUAAUUCUUUAAUACGAACUUUCAUGCAUAUCUGUAUUAAUCCUAUCUCAUUGCUUGGCUGCUUUAUCAUUGAGGAGAAAACUGAAACUUUCAUUGCGAUUAUGGGGGGCUGUUUGGCGAGGUAUAUUUACGUUUACCUGGGGCAUUUUUGAUGUAUUUUUUGCAGCUAAUGCUUGCGUUCUCUUACGCUCGAAUGCUGCCCUGUAUUUGUCAUAACCGUCCCUGAAACUCUUAUCAACACGAUGACUAAAGACGAGCUCGCCGCGAGGGUUCGUCGUUGGUGGUAAACUAGACAUGGCCUUCUGACGCUGUUGUGAAGCAACCUUUGCAGCUUUUGCGGGCCGCCUGAAGAGUGAAAAAGGAGUUGACGGGCUCAUAAGGCGCAUAUUGAGUGCCAUAUUGAACGAUCUGAGUGCCCUAUUGCAAUGUGGGACGUAUCUAGAAGACUGUAAGUGAGAGUGCCAAUAUUAAUGACAUUAUACACACCUAUUUGCAUAUGUGAUGCGUUCAGAAUAGACUCCAGACACAAAGAAGAGAAUGAGAGUGGUGAGAGUGAUGGUGAGCAUCGUCAUAUAAGCAUAUCCCCUGUACGUUUGCCUCUAUAAACGUGUGAGCAUCUUAUCGAUGUUUGAAUGCUAAUCAACCCACGUUUUGCUUAUCUAUUACAUUCCACGCAAGAACAGCAGAAGUUGAUAUCAGAAAAAGUAGAAAUACUUUAAUCCUAAGUAAAAUAGACCUAUAACGUUCACUUUACUUACACU
Molecule: messenger RNA, 2512 nt
Organism: Wallemia mellicola CBS 633.66
Lineage: Eukaryota; Fungi; Basidiomycota; Wallemiomycetes; Wallemiales; Wallemiaceae
Exons: 2
Coding region: 96-1736 (546 amino acids)
Biological process (GO): mannosyl-inositol phosphorylceramide biosynthetic process
Molecular function (GO): mannosyltransferase activity
Source: RefSeq, a predicted model, not a curated record